ACGAAGGAGGUGCCGAAUUUUGCUUUGAAAAACAUAUAGCUGGUCCAAAUCUUGAGCUUGUAUUUCACAGCAAUAAUCGGUUAAAUGCAACCUAUAUAUUCUGCAAUAGAUAUCUCUGCUGCGAAACAUGUGUAAAGAUGCCUCCCCGACACUGGAAACGCAUGAACAGGUGCCGCGCUCGCCAUUGGCCGACGGGCGGGGCGAAGGGCCAAUCGCGGAGCGGAACGCGGUGUGGCCCCUUUAAAAAUGGCCGCGACACAAAGGCUUGGAGAUUCGCUGCUUAGAAUGAAAAAUGGCAAGGAAAAAGGUGGUGGUGGCAGCAAGGAGAAUCCCAAAUAUACAUGUCGUGGAAAUCAUGAUAUGAAUGUUGAAGAAGAAUUGGCCAAGUUACAACCAUCACAGCGCCUCCUUGAUUACUACAGAGAAAAGGUAGCAAAGUUUGAGCAGGAGACCCAGGAACUGGAAAAUUUUCUUAGGAAGUAUGAGCAAGCAGCAAAGCCAUCCUUUGUAGAGAAGGAAAGGGAGCAAAUGACACGAGAACUCAUCGAGUUGAGAUCUGCGCUUUCAGAUGUGAAUGUUUUCAUUCAUGCAGAGCGACAGCAAGUAGUUAGGCUUCAUGCUGAGAAUGAAAGAUUAAAG
Messenger RNA from Penaeus indicus, 639 nucleotides. RefSeq names its product coiled-coil domain-containing protein 77-like. The transcript has 4 exons. The annotation marks the transcript as partial. Gene Ontology annotation, cellular component: centrosome. NCBI's taxonomy places the organism in Eukaryota, Metazoa, Arthropoda, Malacostraca, Decapoda, Penaeidae. The record is from RefSeq and is a predicted model, not a curated record.